Molecule: messenger RNA, 1882 nt
Organism: Malaya genurostris
Lineage: Eukaryota; Metazoa; Arthropoda; Insecta; Diptera; Culicidae
Gene: sv
Product: paired box protein Pax-2-B
Exons: 9
Coding region: 243-1790 (515 amino acids)
Biological process (GO): anatomical structure development; regulation of transcription by RNA polymerase II
Molecular function (GO): DNA-binding transcription factor activity, RNA polymerase II-specific; RNA polymerase II cis-regulatory region sequence-specific DNA binding
Source: RefSeq, a predicted model, not a curated record
GCAGUCUAGUAAUCCAUGGAGUAAGGGUGAAACGUAAUAUUAGCCUGCCCAUACUGCUGUUGCAGCCGAGAGGUGCAAAUCAAAGUGAACUUUUUCUUCAGUUUUGAACUCUUCAAUCAUUGUGCCCGAUUGUUUUAAAUUAAUUAAUCCAGUGAUUCUUUUCGCGAAAGUUCGGUGGUUUUCUGUGUCGUGGAGAAUCCAUUUUCCUUAAACUGGAACACAUUUGUGCGAAGCUGCAAACCAUGCAUUACAAUUCGUUCAAUUGUAAGCAGAACAUCCUGGAGUACUACACCUGUCACGGUGGAGUCAAUCAGCUUGGGGGUGUCUUCGUGAAUGGGCGUCCGCUGCCGGAUCUUGUGCGACAGCGCAUCGUGGAACUGGCUCACAAUGGUAUCCGACCGUGUGAUAUCUCACGACAACUCCGCGUUAGCCACGGUUGCGUGUCAAAGAUCCUGUCCAGGUAUUACGAAACGGGCAGUUUCAAAGCCGGUGUUAUUGGCGGCUCGAAACCAAAGGUGGCCACUCCGCCGGUGGUCGACGCAAUCGCUGCCUACAAACUACAGAAUCCAACCAUGUUCGCGUGGGAAAUUCGCGACAAACUUCUUGCCGACGGGAUAUGUGUUCACGAUAACGUACCCAGUGUGUCCUCGAUCAACAGAAUCGUCCGCAACAAGGCAGCCGAGAAAGCCAAAUACAGCUCCCGCAUGGAUUCCAGUAUGGAUAGCAGCCCCAGGGUGAUGUCACGCGGACACGGUCAAUCACAGCAGCAAACUGGGCAGGGUCAAACACCGCAACCCCAAGCCGGCUCCCAGGAAUGUAUGAAUCAACAACCGAUGUCCACAGAACCAGAGAACAUGAUGAAGAGUUCACAGGCGUCGGAUAAUGUAGCGUCGGCUUCCUACAGUAUCAAUGGACUGCUCGGAUUGUCACAGAAAUCGCUCUCGGCAACCAGUUCCAAGCGUCGCAAAAUUAAAGAAGAUCCCGACAUGAAACCCGGUCUCCUGGGCUGCAUUAAACGAGAUAAGGUACUAAAUCCCCACGGAUGGAAUCAAUCAGAUCACAAAGAUAUGCCGGAAAUGAUGCACGAAGGUCGACCCCACGAUCAGGACAAAGGUAACGAAAUGUUCGUCGGAGGCGUUGACUUCGUCAACUCGAUGGCUAUGUCCGAAGAUAACUCCGACAAUCAGUCCAGCUUCUCGAUGCGAGGUGAAAAACCGCACAAAUACCAUCGAGCCGAGGAUGCUUUGUCAGUUGGUGUAAUAAUCGAAGACGACAGUUCCGGUCGCAAGCAACAACAGCAGCAACAGCAGCAGCAGCACCACCACCAUCCGCAGCAUCCUUCCGACUUGGGAAAACCACCGGGCGGCUACGAGAAGCUGAUCACCAGUGAAAUGUUGGCUUCGUCGGCGGCGGCUGCUGCAGCAGCCGCUGCUGUAGGUAUCAAGCGAACGGAGGCCUCUCCACUGGCGCAAUCGAUUGAAUUCCUGAGCGACAUGAACAACAAUAUAUCGCAGAAUCAGAGCUUCCCGACGACUAGCUAUGAAACUGGCAACUACAGUGCCGGCGAACCGUCGGAAACAGCCGUCCUCAAUCCGCACAUAGCUUGUUCUUCCAAUUAUUCAGCCUUUUUGCAGAACACCGAUCAAUUCGCAGCGAAUCCGGAACUGAUCUUCCCGUCGGCAUACACUCAGUACGCACCUGGAUACGGAUCGUUCAAUUAUAACACGGCAUUCACGAAUCAAAAUCUCUGCCGCGAUCUGGGUCAGAUUCAUUACCCGGAGGAACAAUAGCAGCAGCAGGGCAAUGUGCCCAGUAACGAACGCACCCGGUGGAGACAGACAAAUUGAAACAUGACAAAUUAUAUAAGUGACAUUACAAGAAA